Molecule: messenger RNA, 1647 nt
Organism: Pelodiscus sinensis (Chinese soft-shelled turtle)
Lineage: Eukaryota; Metazoa; Chordata; Testudines; Trionychidae
Source: RefSeq, a predicted model, not a curated record
UGGAAAAGUUUCUACAUGAGAAGAACAAGUCAAAUAGCGCCUGUGACUCUUAGGCAUAGCCUACACCACCAAGCAAAAUCUCUAUCCUAUCACUCUCAAUGGGAUCUGCCAUCCAGGCUUAGCAAGUACAGUGAUACUCUGUGGGAUAUUGCUAAAGCUGAAGUGGAAAAGAAAGAAAAUCUUGAAAGCGAUGGAGAUGGAGUGGAAGUUUGGGAAAAAUCACUACUUUUUAUGGGAAACAAAAAUGGGGGAAAAACUACUAUUAUACUGAGGUGUCUUGACAGAGAUGAAAUUUCAAAACCAACAUUAGCCUUGGAAUAUACUUUUGGAAGAAGAGCAAAAGGUCAUAACAGACCAAAAGACAUUGCACAUUUUUGGGAACUAGGUGGUGGAACCUCAUUAUUGGACUUGAUUCGAAUACCAAUAACCACUGAUAACAUAAGGGCUUUUGCUAUAAUUCUUGUUUUGGACCUUUCCAAACCUAAUGAACUUUGGCCAACAAUGGACAGUCUCUUACGUGUUACCAGAAACCAUGUGGAUAAAAUUAUAACUAAAUUGGGAAAGACAAAUCCUAAAGUAGCUACUGAAAUUAAACAGAAGAUGUGGAACAAUAUGUCAAAGGAUCACCCAGAUCAUGAAUUAAUUGACCCUUUUCCAAUCCCUUUGGUGAUGAUUGGAAGCAAAUAUGAUCUUUUUCAUGAGUUUGACCCUGAGAUGAGGAAAAUAAUGUGCAAGACACUUAGAUUCAUUUCACAUUAUUACGGAGCAUCACUAGUGUUUACCAGCAAAUCUGAAGCCCUUCUGCUGAAAGCCCGCGUUCUUAUUAAUCAUUUGGCAUUUGGCUUUGACAGAAGCAAAUCUAUAUCAGUGGAUCAGAAUAAACCAUUGUUUAUCCCAGCAGGAUUGGAUUCUCUAAAUCAAAUAGGACCACCACCUGCUUCUGACAGUGAUAUUGGAAAACUACAUGCACAUACACCUGUGGAUUUGUGGAAAAAAAUAUUCAACAAAACAUUUCCACCUAAGAGUACUAAUGACUUAAAAGAUGUCAGUGACCCUGCCCAGGAUCCACAGUAUGCUGAGUAUGAAGUUGAUGCAAUGAGAGCUCAAAAGAACCAGGAACUAGAACAGUAUAAGAGAAAUUCCUCUAAAUCCUGGAAAGAAAUGGACUUUGAAUCUUGAUGGAGAUAAGUGGUUAGCUCUCACACUAAUUUUAAUUGUAUGUUUUGUAUAUCAAUUUUAAUUCUGUAUUUUGUAUAUAGAUUUUAAUUAUAUAUUUUGUAUAUAUUAAGGUAAAUCAUAAUUUUGAGUAUUAUACAAAGUAAUUGAAACUGGUGUUUUGUACAACUGGAAAAAUAUGUAACUAGAUUAAUAAUAUAGCAUGAAUAAAGAGUUUAUAUAGUAUGAUUGCAUCUAUUAUUAAAGUAUGUGACUUUGUUAUAAAUUAAUAGUUAAAUUCUUGUACCAUCAUGUGAAUUUUAAAGUAUUUUCUAUUGAGAAAAUAAUCCUGGCUCAUCCAGCUCAGGGAGAUUUUGGGAAAAUUUUUAAAGGAUUAUUCAUAUAGAUGGGUUUAAAUAUGAAAAACAGUACUCAAAGCCAUGUUUUGUUUUGGUUUUUUACAUUUCUUCAUAAAAUAUGUAUUUAAGGCAC